Messenger RNA from Desarmillaria tabescens, 836 nucleotides. RefSeq lists its product as uncharacterized. The transcript is spliced from 4 exons. NCBI's taxonomy places the organism in Eukaryota, Fungi, Basidiomycota, Agaricomycetes, Agaricales, Physalacriaceae. The coding region runs from base 162 to 722 and encodes 186 amino acids. Gene Ontology annotation, biological process: cell surface receptor signaling pathway. The record is from RefSeq and is a predicted model, not a curated record.
UCCGUGUUUCAAAAAUAUAACCUACAGACCAGAAAGAUGUUCGGUUAUCUUAUCAGAGAUAAGAUUUUACAGCACCGUAUCCUGGAUCACAAAACGCUGUGAAUGGACGCGCGCUUCAGGGUCAGCCUCUACAGCACAAGUCAGCCUUACUACCAACCACCAUGCCCGCCCUCAACGCCUGUCUCAAAGUCGCCAAUAUCGCUGAAGCUUCCGGCGUACCGUACGUACAGAACGUGGCAAAGGUAGCCGUAACCGUUUUCGAGCUUCUCGAGCAAAAGGGAAACAACAAGAAUAAUGCCAAGGAGCUCUGUGAGAGCAUAGCAAACACGAUCGCCGUUAUCGAUACCGUCGUUCUUAUGCACGGAGAGCCUGGAGCUUCCCAUUUUAAGGACACUUGCAUUGACAUGGAAGAGUAUCUCGAAAGCAUGGCUCAAGAAUUGAAGGAUAUCAAGCGCAAACAUCGUGGCCUUAAAGGCGUCUUUAGCGUCGACGACUUCCGAGACACUAUCCAGGCUUACAGGAGGCGCGUUGACGAUCUGAAGACGGACUUUCUCAUUCAUUCAGUGGGUGACUGCCGUCUGGAGGUCACGCAGAUGCACAGCUUGUUGAAGGAAACUAUAGCUCAGGCUGUGGUGGGUCAUCCGGAGGAGUUAGUUUUCCGGAUCCCGAAGAAGCCUGUGGCAAUCACCGCCUUUUUUUUUUUUUACGUUGAUCUAAGGUAAAUUCCAUGGUCACCGCCAAAAAAGCUUUUCGAAGUCACUGCCUUUUUUUUAAACUCUGAUGAAAGGUGCUUCCUGAGCGCGCGGCCAAUAUCAUCAAUGUCUACGGUUCCCAUC